CCACUACUACGCCAUCUCUUCGUCUCGCGUCUUUCAGUGUGCAAGCACCAUGAAGGAGGAUAAUGCAGACUGGUGCGAUGAAAAUGUUAAGAUAGCUUGUGAAAUAUUUGCUGAGGAAGUAAGAGCAAAGAAUAGAUCAGGUUCUCACUUAAACAAGCUUGGGUACAACAAUGUAAUGGUCAAGUUCAAAGAGAGGACAGGGAAAACUUACAGCAAGCUACAGUUCAAAAAUAAAUGGGACAAGCUGAAAAAAGAUUAUAGUAAUUGGAAACAACUGGGAAAAGAGACAGGAUGUGGUUGGGACCCUAACAAGAAGUUGUAUGUUGCUCCAGAUUGGUGGUGGAAGAAGGCAAACAUACAAUUCAAAGGCAUUAGCAAGUUUAAAGACAAGUCACUUCAAAAUGCAGAAGAAUUGAGUGUCAUGUUUGAAGACCUUCGGAACACCGGUGAUGAUCACUGGGCCCCAACCAGUGGUGAGCUACCCCAAGACAGUGAAGCACAAAUACAAGAUGCCAUCAACAUUGAAGAUGAAAAUGCUAGUGAUUGUGGGGAAGACACACCAUCUAGUUCCACAUCCAAGAGACGUCGUGUGGUUGUGACAGAUAAAGGUAAAAAACCAAAGACUACGGGAGGACAAUGGAUGCAAGACCAGAUGUCUAAACUUGUUGAAUUGAAUAAGCAGACAACAACAUCUUGUGAGUCUAUGGUCCUGGCAAGAACACAAGAGACACCUGGAUCUUCCAUAAAAGAUGUUAUGCAAUUGGUGAAGGCAUGUGGUGCUAUAGCUGGCAGCAAAGAGCACUUCAUUGCAACUCAAGUCUUUACCAAAAAAAGUGAAAGAGAAAUGUUCUUGACUUUGGAUACACCCGAAGAGCGCUUUCAGUGGUUAUCAAUGAAGUAUGAAUGGAUGACAAUGAACAAGAAGGGCUAGUUAGAGCUACUUUGUUAUGCAUUUAUCGUGUCAUUUUUUGUUUUUACCUUACCAAACUUAUCUGUUAUUUCCUCAUUUGUAUUAACUGAUCAGACCAUUGCUAUGGGCUGCUAGUAUUUGUUUAUGAAAAUUAUGGUACUUGAGCUGCUAUUUUAUAAUAUUGGGAAAUUG
Molecule: messenger RNA, 1102 nt
Organism: Zea mays
Lineage: Eukaryota; Viridiplantae; Streptophyta; Magnoliopsida; Poales; Poaceae
Product: L10-interacting MYB domain-containing protein
Exons: 3
Coding region: 50-931 (293 amino acids)
Source: RefSeq, a predicted model, not a curated record